Molecule: messenger RNA, 1903 nt
Organism: Annulohypoxylon maeteangense
Lineage: Eukaryota; Fungi; Ascomycota; Sordariomycetes; Xylariales; Hypoxylaceae
Product: kinase-like protein
Exons: 3
Coding region: 36-1634 (532 amino acids)
Biological process (GO): protein phosphorylation; mitotic DNA damage checkpoint signaling
Cellular component (GO): nucleus; cytoplasm
Molecular function (GO): ATP binding; protein serine/threonine kinase activity
Source: RefSeq, a predicted model, not a curated record
AACACAACUAUCUUUACCUCACAUCUCAUAACAGGAUGGCCCACAGAGAAGAAGGAACAGGCUCGACUAGCCAAAAUAGAAAUCCAGGCGAGAAUUAUACUUCAAAGAUUACGAAUGCCUUUAGGGCUGUAAAGGUCUCAGAGGCUACAAUUGCCAAAACGUUGGAACGUGGAUUUUCGGAUUUCUGUAUCCCUAUGCCCACAAACUCUAUCCCUAACGAUUUGUCGCCGAGUGCCUUUCACUCAUAUUGGGAAAUCCAACCUCAACUUUUAGAAGACACAUUCAAAGUAGGCUCUAGAAAAGAACCCCCCGUUCAUUUCAACCUUCGAGAGGAUGCUAUCGGCGAAUAUACAAACGUGCCAAAAGUUUUCGGUGACGACGGAACGACUAUCGGCCGCUCAAACAACACAGACGUUAUACGUGUAAAGUAUGGCGAUGAUGUAUAUGCACUCAAACGAAUUCAGCGCGUAAGCCACGGUACGACUCAGGCCAUAGUUGAACAAAUGAACUACAUCAAGGGAGAGUUGAGCAUAAUGAGAAAGAUCCACCAUAACAACUUCCGCCACUUCGUAAAACUCAUAGCCAGUUACACCACCGAGGGGUAUGUGGGUAUGCUUCUGAGCCCGUCAGCCGACUACAACCUUGCAGAAUACCUGGACUUUGUUCACACAAAUCAAACUCCUCCAAACAUGAUUGACCUGCGAGGCUUCUUCGGAUGCCUUAUUACGGCCCUGGCGCACUUGCAUUACGUCGAACAAAUCCGGCACAAAGAUAUCAAGCCAAAAAAUAUCCUCGUUAGAGGCAAGACUGUCUUGCUUGCCGAUUUUGGGAUCUCGCUGGACUGGGGCGCGACCGGUUGUACCACAACGAUUACAGAGAAGAUGAAAUCCCCAAAGUACUGUGCCCCAGAAGUUGAUCAAUUCGAACCGAGAAAUUCCAUGUCAGACAUCUGGUCGCUUGGGUGUGUUUUCUUAGAAAUGUUCGCGGUAUUGAAAAACAAAGAUAUAGCCUAUGUGGACACUUUAUUGGCUCGGUGUAGUACAGAAAAGUUUUGUGCGAAACCAGAAACAACCAGAAUAAUCAUCGCGGACUUAGAAGCCGGCGACCCUCAACAUGGAAACGAACCGGUAGCUUGGAUUAAGAAGAUGCUACAAUGGUCCAAGAAAGACCGGCCUACUGCGAGAGCAGUGAGGGAGGAAAUCUUCGAAAAGUAUGAUUACUGCGGUCUUUGCUGUAGACAAGACUGGAUCUUCAAUGAGAACAUCUCACAGGGGAAGAAGGCCAGAUAUGUAAUCACGGCAAAAAUCCUCCAAGGGUACGAUCUCGAACCCCGUUGGAAAGAGGUCGAAGUGAUGCAUAAUCCUCGGAUUUCGAAAUGUUGGAUCUCGCCCGAUGCUCUCCAGGGUUCCCAUUUGCAACCUGAAACUAAAGGCGCAGAAUCUAUGGUGCUGGAUGGAAAGGUAUUCCAAUCGGAUCAGUUCGUUAAAAUCACAUGCAAGGUUGGUGAGGAGAUGCCAACUAUUCUCGAGGAGUUCUGCGUUGCGAAAGAGAUAAUACCGUUCAACAUUCUCGUCGACACGUCAACUUUCGAUAAAAUGAGAUCGAUGCCCGAACAGCUCCGAGGGUGGCGAUGAAUGCCAGGUGGUGAACUGGCAGAUUAUUCGUGUCAAUUUCAAUGCACUGGUCGUGCGUCGGAAUUAUUUAUCGUCGAUUCUCGUGAACGCUUUGUUGGCAGAUGCGUCUGAUUCAUAUCUGCGAAUGAGGUUAUUGAUUGGGAAAAGAAAAGGGUUUGGGUUCUUUUGGGUCGCUUCGGGCAAAGUUAAUGUAGGUAGGUAGGUACCUAGACAACCGCAAAGCGCGAAGGUCUAUAAAUUACCUACCUCUAGGUACCUAGGCAGAUACU